Molecule: messenger RNA, 252 nt
Organism: Rotaria sp. Silwood2
Lineage: Eukaryota; Metazoa; Rotifera; Eurotatoria; Philodinida; Philodinidae
Source: the annotation of a GenBank genome assembly
AUGUCUGAAGGAAGCGGAUAUCAAGGCAAGGAUCGGCAAUCACGAGGCAAAUCCCCUAGCGGCAAACCUGGUCAACAUUUUCAUCAUUCUCCAAGUCGGGCUAAAGCAAAAGACAAUGCACAAAAUGCGAGUGGUGGCAAUCAACCAGUUCAUCAUACUGCACAUGAACCGGGACAAUUACCUCAUUUUCAUCCAGCUGACAGAGCAGGAAAUAUAAAGAAAGAUGGAAGUCACUAUACAUAUCCAAAGUGA